Messenger RNA from Nestor notabilis (Kea), 806 nucleotides. RefSeq names its product occludin-like. Lineage: Eukaryota; Metazoa; Chordata; Aves; Psittaciformes; Psittacidae. The record is from RefSeq and is a predicted model, not a curated record. Gene Ontology annotation, molecular function: cis-regulatory region sequence-specific DNA binding. Gene Ontology annotation, cellular component: bicellular tight junction; transcription elongation factor complex; membrane. Gene Ontology annotation, biological process: bicellular tight junction assembly; snRNA transcription by RNA polymerase II; positive regulation of transcription elongation by RNA polymerase II.
GUGAUUAUGGCAAUGGCACCGGUGCCCGCUCACCGCCACCGGGCUCCUACUACAUGGAGGAUGUGCCGCAGCACUUCUACAAGUGGAGCUCACCGCCCGGCGUGGUGCGGAUCCUGGAGGCCAUAAUCAUCCUGCUCUGCAUCGCCAUCUUUGCCUGUGUGGCCUCCACCUUGGCCUGGGAGUACGGCUACGGCUAUGGGGGGCUCUAUGGCAAUGGCUUGGGGGGCUUCUAUGGCUCCGGCUACUAUGGCAGUGGUGGCUACGGGAGCUACUACGGUGGCGUCACCAACCCGCGGACAGCCAACGGCUUCAUGAUCGCCAUGGCCGUGCUGUGCUUCCUGGCACAGCUGGGGCUCUUUGUGACCAGCGUCAGCAAAUCCCGCAGCUCCCGCUCCCGCCGCUUCUACCUGGUGGUGAUCGUGGCCUGCGCCGUGUUGGCCUUCCUCAUGCUCAUUGCCUCCAUCAUCUAUGUCGUCGGCGUCAACCCCCAGGCGCAGAUGACCGGCAGCUACUACUACAAUCCCUUGCUGACCAUGUGCAACCAGAUCUACAGCAGCGGCACCUACCUGAACCAGUACCUCUACCACUACUGCACCGUGGACCCCCAGGAGGCCGUGGCCAUCGUUUGUGGGUUCCUCAUUGUCAUCCUGCUCUGUCUCAUCUGCUUCUUCGCCCACAAGACACGGAGCAAGAUCUGGAAGUAUGGGAAGCAAAACAUCUACUGGGACAAGGUGCCAGUGGUCCCAGAGGGUCCCAACGUGGAGGAGUGGGUGAAGAAUGUGGCAGAUGGGACCAGUGUGCAGGAC